AUGACGAUUUACUGUGGAAUUGAUUUAGGAACAUCAUUCUGCUGUGUAUAUUAUUUGAAGAAUGGAACUAUGAAGGUCUUAACCAUGGAUGACGGAAAACAUGCUUUUCCUUCUGUGGUUAAUUACCGAGACGAUGGAUCUGUGCUUGUGGGCGCUUCAGCACUGAGAGCAGGGGAUAUCGCAAAAGGGAAAGUUGUUAUGAAUUGGAAACGUUUAUUUGGUAAAGACUACGACGAGGAUUAUAAGAAGAAUGUUGAGUUAUCAUGCAGAGCAAAUGUGAUAAAUAAUAAAGGAAAAUAUGCGUUUUCUGUUCCUUCUCGUGAUUAUCCCAUUUCUCCCGAAAUGGUUUGUUCUGAAAUAUUGAAAUGGAUCCACAAGAAGAUGCUAGUGAUUGCUGAAGGUGAUACCAUUGAGUAUUGCAUCACACUUCCUGCUGCCUAUUCUAUUCAACAAAAAAUGUCCAUGCAUACAGUAGUGGAUAUAUCUGGAAUCAAUUGUAACAUAAAGUUUGUUACUGAACCAGCAGCUGCUGCUGUAUCUUAUAGUAUCGAAAAUAAGAUUAACGAUGGCUACAUACUUGUAUAUGAUUUAGGAGGAGGUACUUUUGAUGCUUCCAUACUAAAGAUUGAAAAUCGACACUACAAAGUAUUAAAAUGGAAUGGGAACAUUGAUAUUGGAGGAGAAAAAUUCAAUAUGGAAAUUCUACAUUGGGUAAAUCGGAGAUUCCGAGAAGAUAUAGACGAAUAUCUAUUACCUGAAACUGACAAUGAAAGAAAUGAUGCUAAAUUUAUUCGAGCUCAAAUGUUAUUGCUCGAUCAAUGCUGUGAAGCCAAGACUCGGCUCACAUCUGAAUCUUUAACUGAAAUCGAUAUUGGUCAGUACUUUAAAUCUCUGUACAAGAAAUCUAAAAACGGAACUCAAAUCGAAGAAGAGGAAGAUAUUGAUGAGCAGGAUAUGACAUUUGCGAUAGAUCGUACAACAUUUAACAGUCUUAUUGAAAAUCAUAUCAAUUCUACACUUCAAACCGUGCGUGCUUGUCUUUCUGAUAUCAGUAUGGAUAUGAAUAACAUUUCUUAUAUUGUGAUGGUAGGAGGAUCGAGUCAAAUCCCGUUUGUUUAUGACGCUUUAUGUAAUGAGUUCGGUCAAGAUAAAAUUUCGCGUGCUGUAAACUGUUCUGAAUGUGUGGCUAGCGGUGCAGCUCUGUUUAUCGCAAGUAGAGACAUCAUGGAUGUUACUAUAACGGAGUGUGCUACACGUGAUGUCUAUAUCAGCACGCGUCCUGGCCGUUAUAGAUGCAUGAUAAAAGCGGGAAGUGAGAUUCCAGCAGAAGGACAAUACAAGUAUUAUCUCAGUGAAGACAAUAUUGGCUAUGCAACUGCUAUGAUCUAUGAGAAUAGUGCUGAUGGAGAAUCAUAUGAACCCGUUGGAGAGAUGGUGAUCGAAGACGAAUCUUUGAUAGGAAGGAGAGUUGAUCUGAUAUACAAGUUCCGACUUGAGAGUGAUUUUAAACUUACAACAUCAUUUUCGGAAGGAGACAAUGUUUUGGAUGAAAGAGAAAUACAGGUAUCAUAG
Messenger RNA from Blastocystis hominis, 1572 nucleotides. RefSeq lists its product as hypothetical. Lineage: Eukaryota; Bigyra; Opalinata; Blastocystidae. Gene Ontology annotation, biological process: protein refolding; cellular response to unfolded protein. The record is from RefSeq and is a predicted model, not a curated record. Gene Ontology annotation, molecular function: misfolded protein binding; ATP binding; heat shock protein binding. The transcript has a single exon. Gene Ontology annotation, cellular component: cytoplasm. Bases 1 to 1572 code for a protein of 523 amino acids.